UGAUUCACGAAAAUACGAAACAAAGCGCGUCCCGUAUCAGUUCAACACGGAACACGUCUUUUAGUUUCCAAUUAUGGGAUGAUUCCGUAUUUUAUGGGACGGCUACGAAACAGCACGGACGUGCAGCGCGGUCAUGUCCCCGGCACAGCACCCACCCACACACGCCCAUUUCGAUUCUGAUUUGGCGCUAAUCCAGCCUGAACUCUCAUACUUUCGAUUACUGAAUUAGAGAAAAGCACGGCUGUAAUCCGUCAUAAGAGCGGGUGGUUUAGUGAAAAUUGUCUUUUUUACUUCCGGAGCUUGGCACAGCGGCGCGCUCGAUGCUGCGGGGGUCCUGGAGAGGGAUACUCGCCCUAAUCUUCAGCAUCUGGGCGUCGGGGGCAGAUGGGGCAGACCUGCUUCCUGCGCCGACGGGUGUGGCUCUCAGGUGGGUGGAUGACUUCUGCGUAAACCUCACCUGGAACCCCCCUGCUGGGUUGGAUAUGGUCAGCUGUGUUGUCACCUACCUGGUGGAGAAACAGGUUGGGCAGAAUUCCACGCUUGUUAUACGAAAAGAUCUGUUUUAUGACACUUGUGAGCUGGACCGGAGGAGGGAGGUGAAUUUCACAGUGAAGACCCGCUGCGGAUCGCAACAGGACAGCCAGGCCGCCUGGCUCAGCCUCCCUCCAGCUGAGGAGCUGGUGAGGGAUUUUCGCUGUGUUUACUACCAGUCAGAACUGAUGAACUGCACCUGGCAACCCGUGAGCGGGGUGUCUGACCUGCGACUCCACUACAGGCCGGUGAGUGGAGGAGUGUUGGAGCCGUGCAGAGUGCAGUUUCUCUCCGGAGAUCAGAGGACUGGCUGUCACCUGAACACGUCCUUCCUGCACGGCCUCAACCCCAGCGACGUCUACUUCCUCUUCAGUGCAGCGAAGGGGUCCUCUGUGCUCAGAGACACUUUCAAAAUCGUGCCCAACAAACACGUUAAAGUCCCACCCCCUGUAGUGAUGAUCCAAUCAGAUGGCAAGACUCUGAAGUGGGACCCACCCAUAGGGUUUGAUCCUCACUGCUGGGAUUAUGAAUACAAGUACAGCAAGUCGGAGCGGGUUCAGGUGAUCAUCCAGGAGACGCAGGCAACUGUGCCGGCGGCGCGUGGGAGGCGGGACAGCGUCCAGGUGAGGGCCGUCUACUCCGACCGCUGUGGAGACGGAGGCAGUGAGUGGAGCCAGGAAAUGCUAUACGGAGAGCCAGCGGGCUGGGAUUCCCACAUCGCUCUCGGUGCCGUCGCCGUGGGCGUCAGCAUCGCUGUGGCUGUGAUUCUUGUACUCCACAGGAGACUGCAGAGGCACUUCCACUCCCAGGUUCCAGACCCAAAGAUGGUGAUUAAAGGCAUGUUUGGCACAGAGGAGGAGAGCCAGGGCUUAGAGCGGAAUCUGCUGUUUGUCCCUCAGGAGGAAGUGGUGAGUGUCAUCACUGCUGUAGAGCGAGCAGUGCCACCUGCUGGUCACUCACCGACACUGCAAGCUGCUGCAGUCACAUCCUGAAGAUCCCUGUUUGAACAGGAGCAGCUUCAGACCCUCAGCCUGAGCCUGAUCUGGCCAGCAGACGCCUUUCCUGCUCACUCUGUCAGAGCUCUCCGUAGGACUGUCCCCCCACAAACACAAAACCCUUUCCAAAGAUUUAAAAAAUCUCAACAU
Megalops cyprinoides (Indo-Pacific tarpon) is the source of this 1676-nucleotide messenger RNA. Its product is annotated as interleukin-13 receptor subunit alpha-2-like. Gene Ontology annotation, cellular component: external side of plasma membrane. Gene Ontology annotation, biological process: cytokine-mediated signaling pathway. NCBI's taxonomy places the organism in Eukaryota, Metazoa, Chordata, Actinopteri, Elopiformes, Megalopidae. Bases 321 to 1523 code for a protein of 400 amino acids. The record is from RefSeq and is a predicted model, not a curated record. The transcript has 10 exons. Gene Ontology annotation, molecular function: protein binding; cytokine receptor activity.